Molecule: messenger RNA, 5932 nt
Organism: Notolabrus celidotus (New Zealand spotty)
Lineage: Eukaryota; Metazoa; Chordata; Actinopteri; Labriformes; Labridae
Product: formin-2
Exons: 18
Coding region: 462-5015 (1517 amino acids)
Biological process (GO): actin nucleation; intracellular transport
Cellular component (GO): endoplasmic reticulum membrane; cytoplasm; nucleus
Molecular function (GO): microtubule binding
Source: RefSeq, a predicted model, not a curated record
GAAAGUAGACUAUUUAACAGCUCUGGUGUAUACAAACUGUAAUGCUACAUAAAUGGAUAUACUUGAUGUCCUGUAUGAUGAAGGAGUUUUUUUCCUGAUGAAUAUUCAACUAUGAUUCCUGAAACUGCAGCAGCUUUAGCAGCAAGUGUCUCAUUGUAACCAGAAACUCAAUAAAAACAAAUGUGGUCUUUGACUGCUGCUCAGCUCUUCUGCAUGCUGAAGCCUAAUGAAGUUAGUGAGAGAGGAGUCUCAGACGGUGCUAAUGGGAGAUGGCCAAGAAAACCAGACAUGUGAUGAGAAAAAUACCAACUUCAUGUGACCCAUGGCUAAGGAGUGGCUCAUAGAAGAAGACAAACACUCAUUUGUGUUGUUUUCCUCAGUCAGUGCUGAGCCAGUGAGGAGACUCCAUCCGUCAGCCUGUCUCAAUCAUCUCCACCUUGGAUGAAGCCCCAGUGCUCAGCAUGCAGACUAUUAAGACUGUGGAGACCCAGGUGCCUUUUCUGAAAGAGAGUUUCUUCACCACCACUUUCAAAGGCAGGAGGAAGAGCAGCGUCACCAACAUCCUCCGUAAACAACAGCACUCACUUCUGAAUCAACAACUGCAGCAACAUCAGUCUAUUUUAGAGCAGCAGCAUCCCCAACAAUUUCUUCCCCCUGCGGUGGAAAAUGGACAAGGACAGAGCACUCCGGAGCAUCAGCGCCUUGCUCGCUCCAACAGCAGCCCGUUAUGCAAGACGGCUGAGCAUGCAAGAGCAGAUGGGGAUAGAAAGGAGGGGCAAAAAGAGAGGAAGGAUCAGAGAGUGAACGAGCCUGAGCAGGGGAGGAGGGGGGUGAGUGGUAGUGAGCCCGCGGCUGUCAGUGCCAGUCUCCUCCUACUUUCAUCAUCAGCAUCAGCGGCACUGGGGGGGGCAGCAUCAUUCUCACAGCUGCCUCUAACUGUGGUGGGCAGACAGCAAGGAUUAGACGGCUCUGAAAGGGCUCUGACCGACAAGCCACAAGCAUCAGUUGCAGCCUCGGAGGAAGCCCAGCAUGCUCAGCAACCUCGACCCCAGCAGUAUGGCCUGUUAGCCAAGGGUGUUCGUCUGCUCAGGAACAUGGGGAACCAGGAGGCAAAGCAGAAAAAAGGAGGGGGAAAUGGUGGAGCAGCAGGGGAUGCAGCCUGUGACGGUGAUGCUGAUGAGAGAGAAGUGGAUAAGAAAUCCAAAAAGUCCCACAGUAAGUCGAGCAAAGGAGGAGGGGAAAACAGCGGCAAGAAGAAGUCAAAGUCGGAGUCGAAGGGUUCUGUGUUUUCUGGCAUGAAGAUCAGGAAGAGUUUAUCAAAGGCCAAAGGGUUGUCCAAGGAUGACAUGCUGGAAGAUGGCAGGUCAGGACACUUGGGUAAAUCAGGGCUCAAGCUUGGAGCAGAGGCGAGUCUAUCAGCUGAUGAGCUGGGCAUGCUAUCAGAUGUCGAGGGGGAUCUAAGCCGCUUUACCGCAGACAGUCACCAAUCUAUGGUGGAAAAAAAUGGCAGGAAGACAAGUUCAGGCUCGGAUGCUGACCUCUACAGUUUUCACUCAGCAGCCGCUGAAAAUGAAGACCUGCUCUCCGAUAUCCAGCAGGCCAUUAGAGACCAAUGUGAAGCCAGUGACACGGUAUUGGAAAUGGUGGCUGAAAGGUCAACUUCUGGGACUGACGAACCCUCUGAGAAGGUAACAUCCCAGCAGAGUUUUAAUCUGGGAACUGAAGUUGUUCCUUCAGCUGUUGCCAGUGAGCAUGUGCCUCAAGAAGAGAACAACAAAUUCGAGAAUGAAAUUUGUGACAUACCCAUUUCAAGGAAAUCUUCUGGUCCUGGUUCUUUGAGUGAGAGUGCUCCAUCAUCAUCAGCCCCAGACACAGAAAGAAGCAGUGGUAGUGUAUUCCCUAAAACAAACAGCACAUAUAGCUUCCCAGAAACUACAACCACCACCAACACCUCUUAUGAGAGCGCUGAGGAGCCCCAGGAUGACCUGGAGAGUCCUGAGCAGGGUCAAGGAAAUAUGUGUGUGCCAUGUGUUCGUUUGGAUCCUGUGGUGGCAGGAGCAGGACCAAUUGGUUAUCACAAGAGUGUGAGCAGCAUGGACCUAUCAAUGGAGAGAGAAGGGGAGGAAGGAGAGGAAAUCCGAAGACAAGACUUUCUGUCCCUGCAAAGAAGGAAGAAUAGUUUGUCUUUUAGCCAGCUAACACCUGACAUCCUCCCUGGUUCCCACUCUAGACGGACAUCCUCCACCUCCCCCUCCACAGUCAAACUCUACCCCCCAGUCCACCCCUCCUAUGUCAAGACCACCACCAGGCAGCUCACCUCCCCAAUUGGCUCUCCAAUUACCAGCCCCAAUGUGCCCAGGAAAACCGACACUGGUUCAGUGGAGUCCAGCAGGGCCCACCAUUUUAGGAGGCACAAGCAGAGGUCCUGCUCCAUUGGUGGGCCUCUUGGUGGGUCUGCAGACUGGUUGACAGAGCUGAAUGAGCUUAGAGCAAGGCAGGGCAAUGGGGCCAGAUACUCAGAGCCGGAGAUCCAAGAACAGGGUCACCCAAGUGGGACUUACUGGACGCUGGGUUCCAGGAGAGCAAAACAUGGAAGGAAGAACUCCAUGUCCUACCUGGAUGUCUUCUCUGGUCGCACUCUGUUGGACCGGCUGUGUAUGCAUCAUGGAGAUGGCUCUGCAGAAGAAGAAGGAAAGGAGAUGUGUCACCGAAUGUUGGUCCAGGGUUUGCUGCACCCCUUCAGUGAUGGCACCACAGAGCUCCAUGAUGACUGCACUGUCUCAGCAGUCUUUAAUGAGGAGCAGCUGUACACCUGGGCUUCUGUAGGCCUGCCAGUGUCUUCCCACCUAUGGGAGCUGUACGGCGGGCGGACCACAGGCAGAGAGCAGAGCUUCAGAUCCACUUUAAAUCAGUCAUCAGCCAAGACACCAGGGGCUCUGCACUCUCCGACAGAAUCCAUCAGGUUGAAAUCAGGUCAGUCGUCCUCCGAGGAUGAAAGCUGUCUCAUCCCUCAGCUGGAGAGGACCAUCGAUGACCUGCGGAUUAAGAUCGCUGUGUUGCAGGGCCAGCAGGCCUCCUUGGCAAAGGGCAGUCUGGAUAAUACAGGAGCCCCGGGCGCUGCCAGCCACAAGGCCUCACAGAUGAGAGGAGGACGCUUGGUAAGGACAAGCCAGGAGGUUUCUGUGCAGACAUCGCCCGUGGAGGAGGGGUUCAAGUUUGAUGUGCCUUCAAGCGGAGGAUCAGCUGGCAUGUCAGCCUCCAUCCACAAACCAGCAGAGAGUUUUGUCUGCACGUGCCAGCAGAGGCAGCAGAGCAGCACCCAUCUACCUCCUCGUCCUCCAAUCUCUUGUAGUGCUCCCCCUCCUCCUCCUCCCCCUCCUCCACCACCUUUAGCAGGGGGUGUUGUUCCUCCUCCACCACCUCCUCCCCCUCCUUUAACUGGGUUUGCAUCUUGUCCACCACCUCCUCCUCCUCCUCCACCACCACCAGGUUUUGGUCCUCCUCCACCACCUCCUCCUCCUCCUCCUGGUUUCGGCCCUCCGCCCCCACCACCUCCUCCACCGCUAGGUAUGGGCCCUCCUCCUCCACCCCCUCCACCUGGAAUGGGCCCCCCUCCUCCACCCCCACCCCCAGGCUUCGGGCCUCCACCUCCACCAGGCCCCAUGCCCUCCCUGAUGCUGCAGGAAGCCGCCCCUACCAAGGCCAUGAUUGAACCCCCCAAGCCAAUGAAGCCGCUGUACUGGACACGCAUACAGCUACAUGCUAAAAAACCUGUCAACUCACUUGUUUGGGAGAAAGUCCAGGAACCAUCUGUAAACUUUGAAGAAUUUGUUGAGCUAUUCUCCAAAAGUGCUGUUAAGGAGAAGAAAAAGCCAAUUUCAGACACAAUCAGCAAGUCCAAGGCCAAGCAGGUGGUGAAGCUCUUAAGUAAUAAGCGCUCGCAGGCUGUGGGGAUUCUCAUGUCAAGCAUUCACCUGGAUAUGAAAGACAUCCACAAUUCCGUUCUUAACAUGGACAACACAGUCGUUGACCUGGAGACUCUGCACGCCCUCUAUGAAAAUAGAGCUCAAGCAGAUGAGAUGGAUGGCAUUAACAAGCACAUUAAAGCAUCCAAAGACAAAGAGGACGCCAAGCCUCUGGAUAAGCCUGAACAGUUUUUAUUCCAGUUAUCCCAAAUCCCAAACUUCUCUGAGCGAGUGUUCUGCAUCCUGUUCCAGUCAACUUUCCAUGAAUGUAUCACCUCGGUCCACCGCAAAAUAGAAAUCCUUCUGAGAGUCUGCAAGACUUUGCAGAUUGGUGAGUGUGUACUGCAGGUGCUUGGCCUGGUGUUGGCUUUCGGCAACUUCAUGAACGGAGGGAACCGGUCUCGAGGGCAGGCUGAUGGUUUCAGCUUGGACAUUCUGCCAAAACUGAAGGACGUGAAGAGCAGUGAUAACUCCCAGAGUCUUUUGUCCUACAUUGUUGCUUACUAUCUAAGGCACUUUGAUGAGGAUGCUGGCAAAGAGACGUGCAUCUACCCUCUGCCCGAGCCCCAGGACCUUUUUCAGGCCUCCCAGAUGAAGUUUGAAGACUUUCAAAGAGAUCUGCGCAAGAUGAGGAAAGACCUCAACGUGUGCUCAAGUGAGACGGAGAAAGUUUGCAAGUCAUCUUCUGAAGACGACCUGCAGCCCUUUAAGAACAAGAUGGACGAGUUUCUUAGCCAAGCUAAAACCGAAUUGGAAACACAAGAGAAGCAGCUGGCAGACACUCAGAAGAUCUUCUUGGAGUUGAGCGUGUCAUUCUCCGCUAAACCAAAGGCAGGAGAGAAGGAGGUCUCUCCCAACACUUUGUUCUCCAUUUGGCAUGAGUUUUCCACUGAUUUCAAAGACCAGUGGAAGAAGCAGAAUAAGCUGAUGCUGCAGGAACGGGUAAAAAUGGCUGAAGAAAGCUUCAAACAGGCCAGGGAGAAGGCCUCCUACAAUGUGAAACCCAAACAUGCAACUGGAAUAAAAGCAAAGCUGGGUCAGAAGAUCUGAAGCAGGCGAGUGGAAAAUUAUCAUCAAGCAGCCCUAUUGCACAAGCACCGUUUGUACAAUCUGACAGUGAUUCACGAGUCGUUUUUACAAAUGUAUUUGCCUCCAGUAUUUGUUGUCAAUUGAUUUAGUUCAGUUGUUUAUUGUGAGACAGUUCAAAGUGGAUAUGAUAUUGUUUAAACGUAGGAUGAAAUAUCACAUUACCAGCCACAUUUUCAGAGCACUUCCAUAAUUGAGUGAAAUAUCGCUGCAGUGAGCAAAUGUAGUGGAGUCAUCUGCAAGAAGAAAAAUCUUCUCCUGCAGUCUGAAAUUUGUAGCAAAAUUAUAUCAAAGCUUCCUCUGUAUUUUAUAAGCCAUAUGUAGCCUGUUUUGUUUUUGUGCAAUUGCCAGCCUGUUUAACUAGAAAGGCAUGAACAUGUCGUCCUUAAAAGGCACAGAGUUUUUUAUAAGAUUUCUACACGGUGGGUAUGGAUCAUCAGUGCCUUACUGCACAGUGCAGAGGUGAAAUGAGUGCUUUCUGAGACAUAUCAUCAGUGAUUAAAUGUUAUGUGUAGAGAGGAAAAAAAAGAUUUUACAUAGAUUGAAACACGACAGUUGUACAUUCCUUUACUGUGAUGAUUAUACAGCAACUUCUCUAUUGUGAUUUAAAAUCCUUAAAGGCCAUGAAUACCCUAAGUGGUGUGAUCUGAAACAGACCUACGUAUGUUUUAUUCAGCAGUUUUGUCAACUUGCUUUACAUUCGAAGCAAAUCCUAUGCACCUAGUUCUGCCUUUCCCACUUUGUAAGAGUGUGUGAACCCCCAAGCUAAUGGAGACAUAGGAUUAUGUGAUGUGACGUUAAUGUGCAAUACCCACAAUAUGUUUUGAUUGAAUAGCCUUGACCAUAAAAAAUAUAUUUAUUGAAUAAAAGACAUAACAUAA